UGCGCACGAGAUGAGGAGCAGACACCCAAGCGUGCACCAUGUCCAAGCCGACCGCAGGAUGGGAGCGCAUUGGCGACCGCUUCUACCGCAAGAUUGAGCUGUACCGCGAUGUUUUCGAUCCCGAACUCGAGCUCGAGAACUACUCGCUCGCCGGCGCUCCUUGUAGUGGUGCUGUAGCGCUUCGACGUGAUCCCUCCAAGGUCUACUCGUUUCGAGGCCCGCAAACCACCAAAGCGACCAUCGAUAUCCACAGCUGCGCCGGUAAGCUGAUUCGACAAAUACAAUGGGACAAAGGCAACAUCAAGUGCGUGGGCUGGUCGGAAGAUGAGAAGCUGUUGGUCGUUACCGAUGACGGGACAGUGCGCAUAUACUCGGACCUCCAAUCCGACUUCACGCCUUUCAACCUGGGCCACGGAGCAGAGGACCAUGGCGUGGUUGGCUGCAAGUUCUGGUCGAGCGGCUUCGUCGCUCUGCUUGGGAAUAAUACUUUGGUGGCAGUCUCGCGAUACGAUGAGCCACGGCCACAGCUACUGGCAUCUGCUCCUCCUGGAGAGGUGGUAUCUUGGGCGAUCAUCUCCCCCGAAUACACAUCUUCACGCUCCGUGGAAGUCCUGCUCGCACUUGAGCACACCGUCUUUGUCGUAGAUGCGGUCGAGUGUGAGGACCGAGGUCUUCAAGCUGGCCCAUUCCGACAUAUUGCUGUGUCACCCAACGGCAAGUACAUCGCAUUGUACACCGAUGAUGGCAAGGUCUGGGUUAUAAGCAGCGACUUCCAAGAUCGUUUCAGUGAAUACGAUUCCAAGGCAAAGACUCCACCAAAGGACUUGCAGUGGUGCGGCAACAACGCAGUAGUGCUCGCGUGGGAAGACGAAAUUCACCUCGUGGGACCGAAUGGCUCAGCGUUCAAGUGGUUCUACGAUUCCUGGGUCCAUCUUCUGCCUGAUGUGGAUGGCAUCCGCAUAUUGACAAGCGAUGUCUGUGAGUUCCUGCAGAAAGUGCCCGAUGAUACCGAGAAGGUGUUCAAAAUUGGAUCAGACUCCCCGCCUGCCGUAUUGCUAGACGCUAUCGUGCAGCUGGACAACAAGUCACCCAAGGCCGAUGACAAUAUUCAGCUCAUUAGACCAAAUCUGGACGAGGCUGUGGAUGUGUGUGUCCGCGCGGCGGGUCACGAGUUCAACGUUCACUGGCAGAAGCAACUCCUGAAGGCAGCAUCAUUUGGCAAAUCUGUGCUAGAUCUGUAUAACAGCGACGAUUUCGUGGACAUGACCGAGGCUUUGCGCGUAUUACACGCCGUGCGGGAUCAUGAGAUUGGCUUGCCACUUUCUUAUGAGCAGUACAUCCGCCUCACACCCGAGCGACUCGUGCAACGGCUGGUCAACCGACAGGAGUACCUGUUGGCACUGAAGAUAUCAGAAUAUCUGCACUUGCCUGUGGAUAGGAUAUACGUGCACUGGGCGCGUCAGAAGGUUCGAAGCUCAACCACGGACGAGGAGAGCAUAUCUCGCGAGAUAGUGCGCAAGCUCCGUGGCAAACGUGGCAUCUCAUUCGAAGAGGUCGCGCGAGCAGCAUACGACGAAGGAAGAGGGAAGCUUGCAACUCAGUUGCUAGAACAUGAACCGAGAGCUGGAAAGCAAGUUCCCCUUCUUCUGGAUGUUGGCGAGGAGUCUGUCGCACUUGACAAGGCCAUCGACAGCGGAGACACUGACCUCGUGUUCUACGUCCUGCUAAAUCUGAAGAAAAAGAUACCACUAUCAAGCUUCUUCCGGACGAUCAACAGCAGGCCUGUUGCCACAGCGAUCGUAGAGUCAUCUGCAAUCGACCAGGAUGUCGAGUUGCUGAAAGACCUCUACUACCAGGACGACCGACGGCUAGAUGGCGCUAACCUUCUCAUAUCGGAAGCAUUGUCCGCGAGUGACGUACAUCCUGCGAACGAGAAACUAAAGAUGGCUGCGAAGUUGCUCCGCGACAGCAAGGAGUAUGCACCGCAAGUCACAGCAGUGGAAGAAGCACAGAAGUUGCUGCGAUUCCAGGAAACAUUCGAGAAAGAGCUGAAUGAGAGCUAUGUCGGACUGUCUGUGAAUGAAACGAUGAGCAAGCUCAUCAAGCAGGGUAAUAUCAAGCGCUCACAGAAGAUCCAAACGGAGUUCAAGGUCAGUGAUAAGACCUACUGGUGGAUCAGAUUGAGGGCACUCGUAAGCAGACGAGACUGGAGGGAGCUGGAAGAGACCGCAAAGCAGCGCAAGAGUCCCAUUGGGUGGGAGCCAUUUUUCAACGAGAUUCUUGGUGCAGGGAACCCCAAGGUUGCUUCGGCUUUUAUACCAAAAUGCACUUCGCUCACCCCCGCCGAACGCAUUGAAAUGUGGGUAAAGGUCGGAAUGGUGAACAAAGCAGGCGAAGAAGCGUUGAAAAUGAAAGACCGAGCAACACUUGAAGACCUGAGGUCGAAGGCCAGUGGACAACAAGUGCUCGAUAUCGAUCGCAUGAUUGCUCAGCUUUCCAGAGGACGGUAGCACGAAAAGAAGCUGUUUAUCCCGGUCCCGCAAAGGCAUAACAUCGGCAAUUGCAUCGUUACACCCCGCAUUAUAGCGACCGGCAACGUCUGCAGCGUGGAGAUGGUGUUCAACUAGUGACCACCAGACCGAUGGCAUCUGCGGAGAGGUCAGACCUUGGUAAAACUUGACUAGCGGUGCAAUGCAGGUACAAGUCCAUAAGCCGAUAUAAACUUCGUCAAGAUUUAUAGAAUUGCGCAACUAUACAGGCCUCUGCCAACUAGCUCUAUUAUCCGAC
Cercospora beticola is the source of this 2787-nucleotide messenger RNA. RefSeq names its product tethering complex subunit VPS16 (gene VPS16). Gene Ontology annotation, biological process: intracellular protein transport; vacuole fusion, non-autophagic; endosomal transport. Gene Ontology annotation, cellular component: cytoplasm; lysosomal membrane; HOPS complex. Gene Ontology annotation, molecular function: actin binding. The record is from RefSeq and is a predicted model, not a curated record. NCBI's taxonomy places the organism in Eukaryota, Fungi, Ascomycota, Dothideomycetes, Mycosphaerellales, Mycosphaerellaceae.